AUGUCGACCCAAAGAGUUUUUGCCAGCGUCCUCCCGAGAUUAAGGGUUGCCUCCAGCAAGAAUGCGACAACUUCCCUUGCACAACAGGCACAACAGCUCCGGUGCUACAGCAGGCCGACCGCCACCUUGAGACCUUCCGGUCCGGCCCGGUCCUCGGUGCUCUCCUCCGCCGCUGCCUCCGCCCCCGCCCCUCGCCGUGUAUGUGUACCGGCCACAUCCUCCACUCAACCUCGCACCUUGUCCACCUCAGCCUCACUUUUCCAUGGUCAUGUCGACACCCCAAAGCCAGGUGAAGAGCUUUGGGUAACCUUCAUCGAUAAGGAGGGUGUUGAGACUAAGAUUGCCGUUUGCAAGGGCGACAACCUCUUGGAUAUUGCCCAGGCUCAUGAUUUGGAGAUGGAGGGUGCCUGUGGCGGUUCCUGCGCCUGCUCGACAUGCCACGUCAUUGUUGAGGACCCUGACUACUACGACAAGAUGCCCGAGCCGGAUGAUGAUGAGAACGACAUGCUCGAUCUUGCCUUCGGUCUUACUGAGACCAGUCGGCUGGGCUGCCAGGUCAUCAUGACUCCCGAGCUGGAUGGCCUCCGGGUCAAGCUCCCUCCCAUGACAAGGAACCUUCAGUCGAGCGACUUCAACUAA
This is a messenger RNA of Podospora anserina S mat+, 639 nucleotides long. RefSeq lists its product as uncharacterized. Lineage: Eukaryota; Fungi; Ascomycota; Sordariomycetes; Sordariales; Podosporaceae. The record is from RefSeq and is a predicted model, not a curated record. Gene Ontology annotation, biological process: positive regulation of oxidoreductase activity; P450-containing electron transport chain. The transcript is spliced from 2 exons. Gene Ontology annotation, cellular component: mitochondrion. Bases 1 to 639 code for a protein of 212 amino acids. Gene Ontology annotation, molecular function: 2 iron, 2 sulfur cluster binding.